Molecule: messenger RNA, 1286 nt
Organism: Cotesia glomerata
Lineage: Eukaryota; Metazoa; Arthropoda; Insecta; Hymenoptera; Braconidae
Product: proline-rich nuclear receptor coactivator 2 B
Exons: 2
Coding region: 560-1012 (150 amino acids)
Cellular component (GO): nucleus
Source: RefSeq, a predicted model, not a curated record
UUAAAUAAUUAAUAUAUUAUUUAUUCGAAAUUAUUCUGAUUUAUUAAACUGUCAAAUGAAAAAUAAUUAUUAUUAUAAUUACCAUUUGUGAUUUUUCCUCGGAAUUUUGGCAGCCAGACUGCUAAAAGAGAGAAGAAGUUUGGAGAGUUCAGACAAAGGCGUAAAUAUUUUGGAGGAAGUGAAGCCAAGCGGCGGCCAUUUUGUGAUCGUCUCCAGCUGGCUCUGUUUUUUUUUGUCCGCAGUGACUAUCGACUAAAAAAUACGAUCCGUCGUCAAGCAGGCCCUGUUAUACUGGAUUUACCAAGAAGAAGCUGACAGCAUCUGAAAAGAAAGCAAAUAGUAAUAAUAAUAAUAUUAAUAUUGAUAUAUUGAGAAGCUAUACAAAUUUAUUUCCAAGCUCGAACUUUUUAGUUCUUUUGUUUGAAGCAUUACGGGCAACGAGACGCCAUUUUACUUUUUUUAUUUAUCAUCUAUUGCGCAGUUACUUCGCUGGAUUUCCAUCAAGAUCACCAAAACCGGCUAAAAAUUUCAUCUAACCAUCCAGACCGAAAAUUCCACCAUGACGAAUUCAACGCCAAAAAUGAACAACAAAGUCGAGCGACAAGCCUCACCAAACACAAGUACCAAGAAGCGCCCCCGUGGCGGAAGUACGCGAACAACGUACUUCAGCAAUAACAACAAAAAAUACUCCAGCCCGACAACUCAAACUCAAACUCAGACUCCAAAUGGCAACUCGGGCACGAGGUUCAGUUCUAGUCCGUGCAGCAAAAACUACCAGCGUAGUUUGGACAGCUGCGGAUAUUCAUCUUCAUCAUCAUCAUCAUCAUCAUCCAGGUCAUCGGGCAACGGUAGUCCAACGAAUAACUACUUCGCAGGCUCUAAAUGGUCUGACCCACCUUCCCCGACUGCUCUUCCGCAGCCUCCACGUCACUGGACACCGACUCGCUGUCAGCAGUCAGAAAACAGUCUCAUGACCAACCACCUGAAGAUGAUCCUCAAUGUCAAAGCUUGAUACAUUGAUUGUUAAUUCUAUUACUCUAUUCAAUUCAAUUAACCAAUCAAGCAAUCAUUAAUUAAUUAAUUCAUUGAUUAAUUCAUUUAGUGGUUGAUCAAUUCAAUGAACUACGCAAUCAAAAGGACUCCCGUUCCAGUGAUAGUGCUUUACUUGGACAUUGAAAACAAAAAAAAAAUCAAUGCCGGAUUCUGUGCGAUUACUUCAAAGACUAGUUUGAUUUUUUUUUUUAAGAAAAAAAAAAAAUCAAUGUGGGCAAGUGAACUUGGUUAAA